AAAUCCCAUACCCCAUCAUGACCCCAAACUUUCCUCUCACCUCUCCCUGUUUCUAUUCCUUCACCCUCAUUUUAAAUCCAUUUCUAACAAACAUAUUCUAUUUGGUCUUAUUCUUCAUUAUCUCGGCUUCUGCUCUCUAAUGGAAGAAUACUAUUAUAAGAGAAGCCAUGUACCAGCAUUUGGGAGCUGGGAUUGGAAUGAUGAUCAUAGUAACUUCCCAUAUACAAAGUGUUUUGAUUCUGCGAGACAACCUGGUUCACUAAGCUAUAGUUACUCAGAGUCUGAGGAUCGUGAUCUUUAUGGAACAGGGGAUUUCUACGACAACCAUGUUGUCUCACCGACAAGGAUUCUUGUUCCUCGCAAAAGGGCAAAAAUGCGUGACGAGCAUGAAAAGGAAACGAAAAAGAAGAAUUUGGUCAAUAAUGUUCAUAUUGAACAAAACCUAACUGCACUACCAACCUCAAAACCAAUUGAUGAUGAUGAUGAUUUAUAUAACAUCUCACCACACCUUCGUUAUGCCAAAGUUAAAAAGAGGAGGCGAUUAUGUUUCUUUUCUAGCUGCUUUUUACCAGCUUGCAAUGCUUGAGAUAAGAAAAAAUUGAAGAAGUGGUCCAAAGCCAUGUAAAAAUACAUUUAAUAGAGGAAUGUUUUAUAUUGUAAUGAGUUAAUAGAAUGAUAGCAUUCUUGAAGAAGAAGAAAGAAAGCACGCUGAAUUUUUCUUAGAUUGAUAAUUGUAUCACUAGCAGUGGCACUUGUUGUAACAACUUCAUCACACCAGCUUGAAAUUUUAUUCAAACAAGAUGGAAAUCGAUCUUGAAAUGCUUAAUUCUUUUAUGUAAAAGUGGAUUGACGGCUACAUGUAGGAAACUUCA
Lathyrus oleraceus (garden pea) is the source of this 872-nucleotide messenger RNA. RefSeq lists its product as uncharacterized. Lineage: Eukaryota; Viridiplantae; Streptophyta; Magnoliopsida; Fabales; Fabaceae. The coding region runs from base 140 to 586 and encodes 148 amino acids. The record is from RefSeq and is a predicted model, not a curated record. The transcript has 4 exons.